AUGGUCGCUCUCACCGCCGAAUCGCUCUGCUCCACUUCCGCCUGCCUCUCCUCGGCGAGCGGCAGCGUUACCAUCGGCGACGCACGAGGGUGGAACGACGCGUUCGGCGUCGGCCUAACGGCUGCCUACGGCAUAAACAAGCUGCUCCACGUUCCGCUCAACACUUCAAUCAUCUUCAAGUACGGCGGAACGCAUACGGACGCCUUCGGCGACUGCACUCUGAGCGGCACGCGAGUCGCGAGCUUCGAUCACGGCGGAGGAUCAACGGGCGGCGACUUUCCAAACCAGUACUCGGCCGUCGUCACGGCUCCCGGCGUGCUCCACUUCCUCUGCGAGCCACACUGCUUAUCGGGCCAGAGGAUGCGGGUCGCCGUCGGCAUGGAGGUGGCGCCCGAGGCGCCGCCGCCGCCUCCGCCGCCGUUUCCGCCGCCAUCGCCGCCAUCGCUGCCGCCGUCGCUGCCGCCGCCUCCGCCCGCGCCGCUCCCGCCUCCGCCUCCCGCGGCGCCUCGGCCUCCCUACGCCCCAGGCGGCGCGGUGCGGCUGCUCAAGUCGGUGCCGGGCGAGCUGCAGCUACUGUGGGGCACCUCCUCCGCCACGGGGGUCAAGACGCUGCACGGCCGAUCGUUCGACGGCAAGGACUGGGACGCGGCCAAGCUGAUCGCGCCCCUGCUCUGGUCCUGCGACGCGGACGCGUGCGAGGCCGAGCUGCCUACCUCCUCCGCCUCCGCGGGGAUGGGGAUGGGGAUGGAAGACGAGUACGACCAGCUCACCUACUCCAUCGAGGUGAUCACCGCGGGCCCUGCCGCGAACGAGACGCUCGCCGCGCGCUUCCUCCAGCAGGCCACGUUCGGCUCGACGCGCGCGGACAUUGCGCAUGCCCUCAAGCUGCCCGCCGCGGAGUGGAUCGAGGAGCAGAUGAAGCUGCCCGCGACACUGCAUCGCACCUGGUACCGCCACCGCUCGAACCAGCUCGUGCUGACCGCGACGCCGCCGGGCAACGUGCGCUCGCCGUGGUACGAGACCGACCGCCGGCACGUGCACUACAUCACGGGCCUGCUGCCCGACAUGAACAACAGAAUCUGCGGCAGCAACGUCAACCGGAUGUCUCGCUGGCUCAAGACGGAGGAGGGCUCGUGCAGCGAGCCGACUCGGAUCUGCGACGAGCCGGACCCGGGCAGCCUCAUCGAGUUGAGUGGCGGCAACGACAACAGCGCCACCGACCUCGCGGCGUGCACCGGCGAGUGCGACUCCGACGCCCAGUGCGCCGCCGGGCUGCUCUGCUUCCAGCGGUCGGACAAUGAGACGAUCCCCGGCUGCAAAGGGCCGGGCGGAGGGCGCGACUGGGACUACUGCUACGACCCGAGCGGCCUCGUCGAGCUGUCCGGCGGCAACGACAACAGCGCCACCGACCUCGCGGCGUGCACCGGCGAGUGCGACUCCGACGCCCAGUGCGCCGCCGGGCUGAGGUGCUUCCAGCGCUCGAAUGGCGAGACGAUUCCCGGCUGCUUCGGUCCCGGAGGGGGCAGGAACUGGGACUACUGCUACGACCCGUGCAUCCCCCAAGAGCACGCCUCGUCGGUGCUGACCGCGAUCAACAGCAGCGACGGCGCGGCGAGCUCGAGCAUCCGAGACAUCAGCAUCACAGGCCCGUGCGGCGGCGCCUUGCGCGGCGCCUCGAUCUCCGACAAGGAGCGGGGCGGCUGCUGGCGGCACGUCCACCCGGAGACAGGAAACGUCUACGACUUUUCGUAUUGGGUCUCCGCCCACGAGGGCAUCGCGCGAGCGGAGCAGCGCUACAACCCGGUCGCCGCGCCGGCGCGCGAGGGCAAAGCCUACAUGACCUUUCCCGACAACAUCUGCACCUACUCCCGCACCGACAUGCGCUGCUGGAGCGACUACAAGCGCUACUUUCAGUUCGUCGGCCUGCUCGACGAGACGCUCGCCUUUAGCGCGUUGCCUCUGCCUCUGCAGACGGCAGGAGUGGCACCUGCGGGCGCGGUCGGCACGCGGCGCGCCGAAGGCUUCGAGGCGUGCGGCUCUCGCCGGGCGUGGAUAGGGGUCGCAGGCGUGCGCAUGCAGCUACGUGGCGAGGACACCCUCUUCCUCCACCGCCCCAUCAGCGACCGCGAGAACUCGCGCGCGAUGGUGCACAACAAUGUCGCCGUGUACGCGCACGACCAGCUCCGGCAGCGCGCCGCCUGGGCGCUCUCCCAGGUCCUCGUGGUCGGCGCGGACAAUGACGAUGACACGGAGCGCUGGCUGGCCUACUACGACAUCUUCGUGCGGCACGCCUUUGGCAGCUUCCGCGACGUGCUCCGCGAGGUCUCCUACUCGCCAAUCAUGGGCGACUGGCUCACCUACGAGGGGGUGCGCUCGCGCGCGCUCUCGGGCAAGUUCCCCGACGAGAACUACGCGCGCGAGAUCAUGCAGCUCUUCACGAUCGGCCUCUGGCAGCUGCAACCCGACGGCACGCGCGAGCUCGACGGCGACGGCAAGCCGAUCCGAACCUACGACGAUCACGACAUCGUCACCUUUGCGAGGGCGUGGACGGGCUUCCACCGCGUGGCUCCCCGCGCCAACAUCGCGCAGGAGGAGCGCGGCAACAACAACAAGAACAGCAUCGACCCGAUGCGCAUCGAGCCCGACGACCGCGACUUCUUGCCAAAGAUCGACCUGUACGACGGCUUCAUUGGCGACGGCUACCCCCUGUGCACCGACCUGCCGCCGCGCUCCUUUCUGCGGCGCGGCGGCACCUUCGUGCGCCGCGCCUCCCCCGGCGAGUUCGACGACCGCGCCACCGACGUCCUCGAGCCCGAGCGGGGCUCGCCGCUCCACGCGGCGCUCUGUGCCGCGCCGGGAGCGGGCGCGCCCUGCGACUUCCCGUCGCAGCUCACGCUCGACGCCAACCUGGCGUGCGCCGGCGGCGAGUGCAGCGUCGGCCGGAUCGACGCGGUCAAGCUGGUGGACGGCGACGCCAUCGGCUGGUUCGAGUUCAAGCCCCCUCCGUGCGUCGAGCUCGCCUUCUUCGCGGACGGACGGCUCUUCUCCGGCGAGCAGGGCGUGCGGCAGUGCGCGAGCCAGUCCGUGCUUGACGCAAGCCUUGGGAGGGAGGCGCCCGCCUACACAACCGUCACGCCGCCGCUGCUCGACGGCAGGGCCAGUCCGCCGCCCCCGUCGCCAAGCCCGCCGCCACCCUCUCCGCGCCCGCCGCCUCCUCUGCCGCCGCCGCUGCCGCCGUACACGCCACCCGCCGCGCCGCCCUCCCCUCCGGCCUCGCCGCCACCCAGUCCGCCGCCGCCGCCGUCGCCACCGCCUCCGCCGCCUAGCCCGCCGUGGUACUACCCCUACCCAAGGCCGCCGCCGCUGCCACCACCGCCGCCCUCGCCGCCGCCGCUCGCACCGCCGCCUCCGCUCUACCCCGAGGGCGCCUUCUUCGACCUCAUAGACGGCAACGCAAGCGACUUCGGCACUUGGGUCGGCCAGUGCCGUUGCCCGAGUGGCGAGGUGUACCUCGUCGGAGACCACUACGACGGCUGCGGGAGUCUCGCCUGCGUCGGAGGCACAUCCUGGGGCUGCGCCCCCCCCAAGGACCCGCCUGCGGACCCGCCGGCGCUGCCGGCCGUCGGCGCAGUCCUGUCGAGCACCUACAACUCGAACUACGAGGCUGAGAAGUGCAUCGACGGCGAAUGGCCAAUGCACAAAAUGUGCCACUCGAAGAGCAACUCGUACUCGCCGUGGCUCGAGAUCGACCUGGGCUCGCAUCCCCGCCUCCCAACGCACGUGCCACGUAUAGGCGAGACGCGGCAGAUUGGGACCGUGACGAUCCACAACCGGCGGGGCUGUUCGGGGUGCCGGGACCGGCUCGGGGCUUGGGAGCUGUGGGUCUCGGACGUGCCGGGCACCUUUUGCUCCGCCUCCAACGAGUACGGCAUACGGCUCUGCGAAGCGUCCACGCCGCGGGCUCGCUUGUGCGCCAGCGGCGAGUACACCCACGCCUCCGACGGCGACGACUUCACCACCCUGUGCGCCGGCCUCGGCCGUUACGUGACGCUGAGGCUGCCGGGCCGCAGCCGCACGCUCAACGUGGCCGAAGUGCAGGUCUUCGCGUCGCAGGGAAAGCACACUCGUGCCAGGUGCCGCGUGCUCGCGCCGCCCUCGCCGCCUCUGCCGGCGCCGCCGCCGCCCCAGUACCCGCCAGAGCUCGGCCCUAACGUCGUCCUGCACGAUGCUCCGGGCGUCGGCGGCUGGACCGGCUGGUGCACUUGCCCGAACGGCGAGCGCUACGCUGUCGGCGACCAGUACAACGGCUGCGGCUCGCUCGCCUGCAUCGGAGGCAGCUCCUCGGACUGCUCGUGGGAGUCGGGGCGGCCGCACGCGCACGGCGCGCGCACCCAGGUGACGUGCGCCUCUUCGGGCGACCUUGACUCGUGCGGCCUGCGGCUGCAAGUGCAAGAGACCGGCUUCGUCAGCCUGGUGCAGGAGGACACGUCGGACAACUGGCUCGGCUCUCCCGGGCCCGGCCGGCCCAGCUACGGCCGCUGGUCCGACCGGUUCGCAGUCGACUCGGGAGAGGUGUGGCGCGUGCGGUGGGAGGGCGGCUCGUACCCGACCGUCGCCGGCGGCUGCUCCGUGCAGGGCGAGGACAACCCGGAGUACACCGAGGAGGCGCCCGCAGAGAACAGCCGCUUCACGUACUCGGACAAGAGCGUCGCUGCCGAGAAUUGGUGGGCCGCCACCUUCGAGGAGGCGGCCCGGUGGUGCGACCGCGACUCGAGCUGCAAGUACGUCAUCGACCGCGUGUGGAGCGGCCAGUCGCACUUCUCUGCCGUGUCGCGCGUGUGGAGGACCGCGUGGGGCACCGCCCCCGUCUGGGCCAAGCCACCGGGGAGGCGCCUGCCCGCCUGCGAGCCGCACGGGUCGACCUGCGUGUGCGAGACGUCCGUCGAGUCGAGCGCAGUCUUCGUCGGCACGGACGCGCCGCCCAUCGACGCCGCGAGAGAGCUGCUGCGGAUCGGCGCGCCGCACGUCGCAAUGUUCGACGCGGGCACUUACUCCUCGCUGGCGUCGGGGCCGGGCGGGGUCGAGGCCUUCGUGCGCGCAGGCUCGGGCCAGCUCGACGAAAACGCCAUCGUCGCCUUCCCCGUCAACGGCACGACGCGCCACUACUUCAACAAGGCGUCGACCGUCCGCAUCGGCUCGAGCGACUCGACACUGACCCCGCACUCCUUCCGCAACCCGCCGCACUUCGUCUCCUUCCUGUUCAAGGGAGCGACGCGCCACGCCGCCGCCAACGAGAUCGAGGAGGUGCUUUCGCACCUCUUCCUCCACAAGAAUGUGGCGCCCUUCCAGUGCCGCCGGCUCAUCCAGCGCUUCGUGACCUCCAACCCGUCGCCCACGUACAUCCGCCACUGCGCGGAGGCCUUCGUCUCGGGCGAGCACGACGGCGUCACGUACAGCGGCGAGUACGGCGACCUCGGCGCCGCGGUUGCCGCCGUGCUGCUCGACGACGAGGCGCGAUCCGAGAUCCUCGACGCCGACCCCACCUUUGGCAAGCUCAAGGAGCCGCUGAUGAAGGUGCUCUGGCUGCUGCGCGCCCUCGAGUUCACCCCCGCCGACGGCCGCGAGCUCGAGCUCGACGAGAUGCAGGACUGCAUCGGCCAGCAGGCGCACCAGGCGCCGUCCGUCUUCAACUUUUACAAGCCCGACUCGAGCCCGCCGGGCGUCGCUCGCGACGCGGCCGUCUUCGCGCCCGAGGGCGAGCUGGGCACGUCGCCGCUGCUGAUCUGCCUCCUCAACGGCCUCUCUUCCCUCGUCAUGCGCGCCGGCCUCACUUCGUGCGAGCAAGGAUUCGGCUCCACGAACCAGCGCCGGUGCGGCUCGGAGGACUCCGGACAGGAUUUUGGCCGCGGUGUCGACGCGACCAUGGGCUUCACGCCCGCGAGCGACGACGCGGAGGCUGUCGUCGACGAGCUCGAUCUGCUCUUGACGGGCGGCCGUCUCUCGCCCCACGUGCGUCAAGUGAUCCUGAGAAAGUACCUGCACCGCAAAGACGGCUGGGGGGAGGAGGACGCGGUCCUGCACGCCAUGCAGCUCUUCACCCUCUCGCUCGAGUUCCACUCGACCAACUUCAACGCGCUCGGCGAGCCGCGCGUGAAAUCCGCAUACACCACUGUCGGCGGCGUGCGCGGCGACUACAAGGCGGUCGUCGUGCUCUUCAUGAAUGGCGGACUGGACUCGUACUCGCUACUCGUGCCGCACUCUGGCUGCGAGCCGCACCCGACCCACGCGGAUCUGCACGCCGAGUACAUGGAGGUGCGCGGCGUCGUCGCCUUCCAGAAGACGGACCUGCUGCAGAUCGACGUGCCCGACGGAGGACCGAACAAGACCCACCCGUGCUCGCGCAUGGGACUCAACCCGGUGAGCGACACAGUCAAGGACCUCUACGAGGACGGCUCGCUCGCCCUGCUCGCAAACAUCGGCAGUCUGAUCGACCCGGUCGCCGACAAGCACGAGUACCGCUCGGGCUCUUUGCGACUUCCGCCGGGCCUCUUCUCCCACUCGGACCAGCAGGAGGCGGCUCAGAACGUGUACGCGCAGAGCAUGGCGAUGAGCGGCGUGCUUGGCCGCAUCAUGGGCGUGCUCACCGACUACGACUCACCGUUUGAGGUCGAGUCGUACUCCAUCUCGGGCAGCGGCCUCAUCCUCGAGGGCGGGCCGGUGCCGCCGACGACUGUCGAUGACUCGGGCAGCAACCGCUUCGGCUGGUACUCGUCCGUCUCGUCCGACCUCGACGAGAUGCUGGCCAACUCAUCGCGCUCCGUCUUUGGGGAGACGAUGGCGCGCCAGAUGCAGGCCGCGUUCGAGGCGACCGAGAACCUCGGCCAGCGCCUCGCCGACUCAACGACAGCGACGGCCUUCGGCAACUCCGGCAUCGAGCGCCAAUUUGAGCAGGUGGCCAAGGUCAUCAACGCCGCUCGCAAGGGCGCCUGGACCGGCAAGCCCGAGCGGCAAGCCUUCUUCGUCCAGCAGGGCGGUUUCGACGCGCACGGUGGGCCUGCAGGCACUCAAAACGGGUUGGCCAACAUCGACAACGCUCUGUCCUCCUUCACCACCGAGAUGCUUGUGACGGGCGCGUGGGACGAUGUCGUGGUGCUCACCGCGUCUGACUUUGCGCGCACGCUCACGGACAAUGGCCUAGGCACCGAUCACGGUUGGGGUGGCAACAUGUUCAUCGCCGGAGGCCUGGUUCGGGGCGGACAGGUGUUUGGCAAGUUUCCCAACCGCUACGCCGAGUGCGACGACGGCUGUCCGCUCAACAUUGACGCGCGUGGACGCCUUAUCCCCACGACGCCAUGGGAGGGCGUGUGGAUGGGGGUCGCCGAGUGGUUCGGUGUCCUACAGGAGCGGCUCGACGAGAUUCUGCCAAAUGCGAAGCUCUUUGAGGCCGAGGGGCGUCGGACCGAGGAGGACAUUUCGAUGUACCAUCCCGACAAGCCCAUCCUCGACCAACACGACCUGUUCAAGCCGGCGCCCCCGUCGCCGCCCGCAACCCCCCCGGCACCGCCACAUCCGCCGCCCGGCCCUCGGCCGCAGGCUUGCCUCCCGCUGGUGGAGGACCGCUUCUGCUAUGGGACGAGCCACACGGCGCAAAUGCGCCCCGCCGUUGACGCCGCCGACUGCCGCGCCGCCUGCACCGAUUACAGCGAGGCCAACAGCCAGCAGGGCUGCUGCCGCUUCACGCCGCACGCCGAGGGUGUAUCGGACCGCUCCUGCGACUUCUCCCUCGGUGAUAAGCGCAUCACGGGCGGUGACUGGCAGCCAAGCGUUGACCGGCUCAACCUCUUCGAGGGCUCCUCUGGAGAGUGCUGUCCGCGACGCGGCAGAGACGGCGCCUGCAACGCCGAUGAGAUCAAGCCGAUGCCGCCCACGCCGUCGCCGCCUCCUCCGCCGACGCCGAGCCCUCCUCCACCGCCGCCGCCUACUCCGUCGCCGCCGCCACCAAUGCCGCCCCCGCCUCCUCCCCCGCCCCCGCCACGGGCGCCCGCAGUGCCGUUGACCAGCGGCACCUUCAAGCUGAGCAGAAGCAACGAGCUGGCGAGAGGGACGCUGUCGACAUCCUACAGCCUCAGCUUCACCAUCACACCCAACAUGAUACAAGCCGGCUGGGGCUCAAUCGCGCAUGUCACCACCGACGGCAACUGCUGCAACUACGGACAGCGCUCGCCUGCGAUCUGGUUCUUUCCGAACACUUGGACGCUCUAUGUCGUGGACGGGCACCCGAGCAACGGAAACGAUGAGGUUUGUUCGGGCAGCGAACGGCCAACGCUCGAGAAGGACAUAACGUACUUGAUUGAGGUGGUGUCCCAUCCCGACUCGACAACUCUGCUCGUGGACGGCGUCACGCGCUGCCACGACGCGCGCGCCGACCGAUCGGUCUUACACGACGUCAAGGUUUACUUCUCUGACCCGUGGCACAGCCCCGCCGACGCCGAGGUGAGCGACGUCAUCAUGACGGGCCUGCUCCUCUCGUCGCCUCCUCCCUCGCCCCCGCCACGGGCGCCCGCAGUGCCGUUGACCAGCGGCACCUUCAAGCUGAGCAGAAGCAACGAGCUGGCGACAGGCCUGACGCUGUCGACAUCCUACAGCCUCAGCUUCACCAUCACACCCAACAUGACACAAGCCGACUGGGGCUCAAUCGCGCAUGUCACCACCGGCGGCAACUGCUGCAACUACGGACAGCGCUCGCCUGCGAUCUGGUUCAUUCCGAACACCCGGAAUCUCUAUGUCGUGGACGGGCACCCGAGCAACGGAAACGAUGAGGUUUGUUCCUGGUCGCAACGGCCAACGCUCGAGAAGGACAUAACGUACUUGAUUGAGGUGGUGUCCGAUCCCGACUCGACAACUCUGCUCGUGGACGGCGUCACGCGCUGCCACGAAGCGCGCGACGGAGACCGAGAGGUCUUACACGACGUCAAGGUUUACUUCUCUGAACCGUGGCACAGCCCCGCCGACGCCGAGGUGAGCGACGUCAUCAUGACGGGCCUGCUCGACUCGCCGUCGCCGCCGCCGCCUCGCUGGCCCGCGUCCUUCGAGCCACCGCCGAGCCCACCGCGGCCGCCGUCGUCGCCUCCGCCACGUCCACCUCCGCCGCCGUCGCCGUUGCCUCCGCCGCCUCGCCCGCCGCCGCCGCCGUCGCCAAGGCCGCCGCCGCCGUCGCCAAGGCCUCCGCCGCCUAGCCCGCUGCCGCCGCCGCCGUCACCGCCGCCGCCACCACCACCGCCGAAUCCUUCGCCGCCGCCGCCCAUCAACCCGAUUCCGCCAGCAUCGCCGCCGCCGCCGCAGCCCCGGGCCCCGCCCGGAUGGAGCGUGGCUGCUAGUGACGCGUUUCCCGGCGCAAGCGGCUGGAGUAGCAACCGAGAGCUCAUCCACACCAGCUGCGGCUCCUUCGGCGAGAUGCUCGGAGGCUACAACGUCUUUGGCAGUGGCGCCUACAUCGAGAAGACCUUCGACCUGAGCGAUGCUCCGCCGCACGGCUUGGUGCGUGUCGAGGUGAUGUUCGUGGCGAUCGACUCUUGGGACUGGGAGGACGCGCAGGUGUUGGUUGACGGCAACCUCGUCGCCUCUCACCAGAUCCGCUACGGCGGGUCGAACCAGUGCGGCGGAGGCUGGAGCGACUACGGGCCGGUGGAGCUCGCCGCGGUCGUGGUGACCUCAGCCGUCAACCUGCCAGUCCGGAUCACCUCCACCGUCAACCAAGGAGCGAGCGACGAGUCGUGGGGCGUGCAGAGCGUGCGAAUCUUUGUCGCGAAUGCGCCGCCGUCGCCGCCGCUCCAGCCGCCGUUGUCGCCCUCGCCGCCCUCGCCUCCAGCACCCCCAGCCAUCCCACCCGCGCCGCCGUCCCCGCCGCCAUCCCCGCCUCCCUCGCCACACCCGCCAGCCGCCCCCGGCUGGACCCUUGCCGCCGCCGAUACUUUCCCCGGCGCCACCGGCUGGAGCAGCAACAGGCUCCUCGCCCGCACCAGCUGCGGCUCCUUCGGCGAGAUGCUCGGAGGCUACGGCGUCUUUGGCAGUGGCGCCUACAUCGACAAGACCUUCGACCUGAGCGAUGCUCCGCCGCACGGCGUGGUGCGUGUCGAGGUGAUGUUCGUGGCGAUCGACUCGUGGGACGUGGGGGAGAGCGCCCAGGUGUGGGUUGGCGACAGCCUCGUCACAUCGUGGGAACGGCGUGUGGGAGGGUCGAACCAGUGCGGCGGAGGCUGGAGCGACUACGGGCCGGUGGAGCUCGCCGCGGUCGUGGUGACCUCAGCCGUCAACCUGCCAGUCCGGAUCACCUCCACCGUCAACCAAGGAGCGAGCGACGAGUCGUGGGGCGUGCAGGGCGUGCGAAUCUUUGUCGCGAAUGCGCCGCCGUCGCCGCCGCCCCAGCCGCCGCCGCCCGCUUUGCCCCCGUCGCCGCCGCCGGCCAUGCCACCGUUCUUGCCGCCGCCAUCGCCGCCAUCGCCGCCAUCGCCGCCGAUGUCGCCGCCAUCGCCUCCGCCGGUGAGCGAUGCCGCCAGCUGCGCCGCCCACGAAUGCUGCCUCGUCCUGCUCGCUGGCGCUCGCGGCAGCAACUGCGCGCCGGUGCCGGUGUGGGGGAUGGAGGGCGAUGUCCGCGAUUUUUACGAUCGGCGAUCAAUGUGCGGGAGCGUCAUUGCCUACUGGGCCGAGGAGGCCAGGCUGCUCUGGGUGCCGGACAGCGACCCCGAGGAUGCAAGUGCGACUCACCAACAACUGCUCCUCUCCAACAACGGCGGGGUUGGGCGCCGCGCCGGCACGUACAUCGACGUCGAGUGCAACCCUCGGCCCCCCGCGCCACCCUCGGCGCCGCCAGUGCCGCCGUCACCGCCCUCGCCGCCGCCGCCCUCCCCGCCGCCUCCGGCUGUCGACUCCCCGCCCCCGUCGCCGCCGCCAGCCACGCCAACGACCGAGCCCACUCACUGGGACAUCGACUGGGGCUUCUCGUGCGCCUCGCCAAAUUGCCCGGCCGCGUCGCGCUACGACGUCCGUACCUGCGACACAGUCACGUGGACGAUUGAGGACGGGAUGCACGACGUCGUCUCGGGCCCACGCGGUGCGGCGGAUGGCCAUUUCAACAGCGGCCUGCUUAGCACCGGCGAGACAUUCACCGUCAAGUUUGAUGAGGCUGGCUCUUACCAAUACCACUGCACACCGCACGGAACCAUGAACGCCGUCAUCGUCGUUCAAGGCGAACCUUGCCCCAACUCUCCCCCCACCCCCCCGUUGCUGGCAUCCUCGCCGCCGCCGCCGCCGCCGCCGCAGCCCCCCGCCUCACCGACGGUGACGCUUCCACCGGCGCAGUGCACCGUCGUCGGAGCCGGGCCGGGCGGCGUCCUAGCGGCGGACGUGAUGGCGGGCGCCGACGGGUGCGGGGGUUCACUACGGCUCUUUGAGCGAGGGGAUCUGCCACUCGAGGGGACGUACGACACGCUGCCGUUCUUCGAGACCUUCAACAAGCAAGAGGUGUACAUUGUGGGUACGUACAAUGGCGCCGAGCUGCCGUUUGCCGGUGUGUUUGGCGGGCAGCAGACAACAAACGGCGGGGUGUUCGCUCCGGGCACCGCGGCGGAAUUGGCUGCAGGGCUCGCGAUCGGCACUGCGGCAGCCCAGGCGGCGCAAGCCUGCGCGGCUGCCUCGGUCAACGCCACUUACUGGAAGCCGCUGCUCGGAGCCGUGCCCCCGCCCGUGCAACACAUCGAGGGCCAGACCCUGCUCGAUCACAAUGGCAUGCUCGCGACCUGUGUCAACGAGACGGGCUGCGCCUGGGGCGACAUGCUCAUGCCUCCGGGCUUCCACACCCCAGGGAGUGCCGACUCCAUCCGCCGCCGCACCGUCGCGCACGGUGUGCACGGCAGUGGCGCGCCCGACUAUGCCACCUUGGGCGCGGAGGUGCGCUCGAUCGACUUUGAGGAGGAUCCGGACAGCGGCGAGCUGAUGGCGGCGGCAGUCCGUCUCUCGGACGGCACAGUCUCCCCGGUGGCUGACGGCGGCAAGGUUCUCCUCGCCGCCAGCUCGAUUGGCUCGGCCAGCAUCUUGGCGCGCAGCCGACCGGACCUCUACUCCUCAUUCACCUUCAACAAUCACUACUACACUGCAAGCUUCCUACUCCCCUCGUCCGUGUGCGUCCCGGCCGGCGACGGUGAGGUCUGCGGCGAAGGGCCGCCGGCGAGCACCCACUCGCACAACUGGAACUACGGCUUCGUCACGCCCGGCAACGGCGACUGCGCGGGCCAAUCGUUCGAGGUGGACCUCCGCGGGAACUACCCGGUGCCAGACGCGCCCUACCAGGUCAUCCUGCUGCAGAUGGAGCCCGAGAUGCGCUCGCACGGCGGCUGGAACGCCUCGACGGGCUUGAUUGACCUCGUUGACGAGCCGCCCACCGAAUGCGACCUGCUCGCGCGCCGGCAGGCGAUCAACAUCACCUCAGCGUCGUGGGGCGCAUUCACGCCCGGCUUCUCCCUCGACUCCUCCCACGCCGCCGUCGCCGCCUGGCCGCAAGGGUGGCACUGGGCCGGCGGAAUACCUCUCGUCGAUGGCUCGUCGCGUGUCGCCGGCACGACGAACGUCUUCUCGGCCGACGCCGGUGCUGUGCGCAAGCCCUUCAACUGCCACACAUCGAUGGUCUCCGCCGCCGCCGGCGUCAUCGCCGGCAUGGAGGCGCUCGGCCUCCCCACCGCCGACUGCAUGGACCACAUCACGGCCAGUUUCCCUCCGCCGCCGCCGCCGCCAGUGUCCUCGGAGCAAAUGGUUGCGUGCAUCAUGUCGUGCGACGAUACCACCCUCUCGGCCUACCGCUCCUGCAACAUGGCGUGCCACGGAAUGUACUCCCCGAGCCCACCGCCUCCGCCGCCGCCUCCGUCCGCCUCGCCGUCGCCGCCGCCGCCGUCCGCCUCGCCGUCGCCGCCGCCUCCGUCCGCCUCACCGUCGCCGCCGCCUCUGUCCGCCUCACCGUCGCCGCCGCCUCCGUCCGCCUCGCCGCCGCCGCCGCCGCCGUCCGCCUCGCCCUCGCCGCCGCCUCCGUCCGCCUCGCCGUCGCCGCCGCCUCCGUCCGCCUCGCCGUCGCCGCCGCCUCCGUCCGCCUCGCCGUCGCCGCCGCCGCCGUCCGCCUCGCCGUCGCCGCCGCCUCCGUCCGCCUCGCCGUCGCCGCCGCCUCCGUCCGCCUCGCCGUCGCCGCCGCCUCCGUCCGCCUCGCCGUCGCCGCCGCCUCCGUCCGCCUCGCCGUCGCCGCCGCCUCCGUCCGCCUCGCCGUCGCCGCCGCCUCCGCGGGUAGUCGUGCUGCCCCUCACCUAA
Messenger RNA from Emiliania huxleyi CCMP1516, 13347 nucleotides. RefSeq lists its product as hypothetical. NCBI's taxonomy places the organism in Eukaryota, Haptophyta, Isochrysidales, Noelaerhabdaceae. The coding region runs from base 1 to 13347 and encodes 4448 amino acids. The transcript is spliced from 11 exons. Gene Ontology annotation, molecular function: electron transfer activity; copper ion binding. The record is from RefSeq and is a predicted model, not a curated record.